This is a messenger RNA of Racocetra fulgida, 203 nucleotides long. NCBI's taxonomy places the organism in Eukaryota, Fungi, Glomeromycota, Glomeromycetes, Diversisporales, Gigasporaceae. The record is from the annotation of a GenBank genome assembly.
CUAACCAAUCACAGGACAUAAAGCAAAAGCUGAUUCUGGUUAUUACAAAAAAAUUACCAGGAUAUCAUCACCAUUCUGGCGCGAUUGAAAAAAUUUUAAAACAACAUCAUAAGACGCAAUAUAGAACAGCAACAAUAAAUGCUAAUCUAAAAUUAAAGGCCUACAAUUAUGCCAAAAUAGGGAAAAAUAGUAAGGUAAAUGAG